AUGACAGCUACCCAGAAACACAACCUCUUCACACCAGAACCUCACUACAUCCCUGGCUAUGCCGGCUUCUAUCCACAGCUGCGUUACCAAGUGGGGAACACCUAUGGGCGCACCACAGCACAGCUGCUCACGGAUCCCAGCGUGCAGAAGAGCCCCUGCUCUGUUCUCUCCCCUAUAUCCAAGCCCAAAUUCAUUGAGGACUUCAGCAAGUCUAAACCCCCCUUCAUCCCCUGCAGGGACCUGAAUGAGCCCUAUAUCCCCCACUACACUGGUCUGAAGCCAUACAAGAACUUUGAGAUCCUGGGCCAGCUCCCAUCCCAGGAGAUGGGUGCACAAGGGUCUCCAGAGAACAUAUCCAGACAGGUUCUGCUGCCUGCAGGUUUCAUGCCCUACCCUCCCUACCCCCCAUGCCCACCUGGCAGGAAGGGGUACUCUGGAGAGUUGGGACACCCAGGCCUGCUGCUGGCAUAUGGAGAAGAUGCAUGGAAGACCGCUGCCCCUGUCCCUGAGGUUCCAGGGCAGUCCCAGCUGUACCACUGCAGGAGGGACGAGUACCUGCCCCCACCCCACAGGCAGGAGACUCUAGAUGUAGGCAGGUUCCAGCGGCUACCCCAGUUGGACCACCCCAACCUGAUCCAACGCAAGGCUAUCUCAGGCUAUGCUGGCUUCAUACCACGGUUCACUUGGGUGAUGGGUGUUAAUUACCGCGAUGGAGUCACACAGGCUAUGGACGAGUUCGACAAGAACCAGUUCCUGUUCAGAAAUCCAGUCUGUUCUUUGGGUGAGAGGUUGCCCAAGAACCACUGGCCAAACACCACCAUCUACAACAGCCAGGGCCUGAUCCCGUUCUAUAUGGGCUUCAUCCCUCACAUGCAGGACAACUAUGCGCUGACCUUUGGCAACAGCACCCGCAAGGCCUACCGGAAGGAACUGGAGAGGCGGAAGGAACUGGAGAGGCAAACCGCACACUGA
Molecule: messenger RNA, 972 nt
Organism: Urocitellus parryii (Arctic ground squirrel)
Lineage: Eukaryota; Metazoa; Chordata; Mammalia; Rodentia; Sciuridae
Gene: Cimip2a
Product: ciliary microtubule inner protein 2A
Cellular component (GO): nucleus
Source: RefSeq, a predicted model, not a curated record